Molecule: messenger RNA, 371 nt
Organism: Staurois parvus
Lineage: Eukaryota; Metazoa; Chordata; Amphibia; Anura; Ranidae
Source: the annotation of a GenBank genome assembly
GUCAUAUGAUGUUCUCUCAUUCUCACUGCGCAUGUGCAGCUCAGGGAGCGUGCAGUGCAGCGAUCGGCGGUGCGCUGUCAGUGCCACCUGUCAGUGUCCAUCAGUGCCUCGUUCCAGUGCCCAUCAGUGCCACAUCAGUGCCACAUAUUAGUGCCUACCAGUGCACAUCAAUGCCACAUAUCAGUGCCCAUCUGAGCUGCCUUUCAGUGUCACCCAUUAGUGCCAGUCAGUGCCACCUAUCAGUGCCAAUCAGUGCCACCUAUCAGUGCUGCCAAUCAGUGCCACUUAUCACUGCCAGUCAGUGCUGCCUAUCAGUGCCAGUCAGUGCUGCCUAUCAGUGUGCAUCAGUGCCGCCUAUCAGUGCGCAUCAG